Messenger RNA from Ictalurus punctatus (channel catfish), 6020 nucleotides. RefSeq names its product B cell linker (gene blnk). The record is from RefSeq and is a predicted model, not a curated record. Lineage: Eukaryota; Metazoa; Chordata; Actinopteri; Siluriformes; Ictaluridae. Gene Ontology annotation, biological process: cell surface receptor protein tyrosine kinase signaling pathway; intracellular signal transduction. Bases 3131 to 4525 code for a protein of 464 amino acids. The transcript has 23 exons.
AAAAUUAGCACAUUCGUCAGAUGGACAGCUGGUCCUGGUGAAAGAUUGGAUCCAGUCUUUGUGCUUGAUAGUGCUCCCACCCUUCCUUUUAAAUACUCAGACUUGGGGAUUGAUCAGAUGGUCAGCAUGAUGUCAAACUGUCCAUGAUACUAACUUGCUAAGGAAUUUUUGAUAUUAUAAAUAGUGUUGUCAGGGAAAGGCGAUCAAUUAACAUGUCAUUCAAUGAAAACAGGAAGUGUAGCAGUGGCUGUACAUCAAGCAGUGUGACUCAAUCUUCCCACAUAUGAUCAAUGAUGAGGUACAAUCACAUACAUAUGACAACAGUGAUUCAUUGUCAUAGUACCACUAGCUGGCAACAGGAACUAAACGUUUUAAUACUAUUAGAGGAAUCAUCAAAAUCAAGUCAAAUUUGACUUCAAACAAUUCCAGAUGCAAUCAGGAAGUGUGGCAUAAAUCCAAAGUACUUAUGCAAACAUCAUGCAAACUGGUUUAAACUUCACAUGUAUUUUAAAUGAUCAGGCACAGUCAUAUAGACAUGUCUAUGGUAAUUUAUUGUCAAAGCAUUAUUAACUGGCAACAGAAAGUGAGGUUUAUAAACAAGUCUUUUUGAUAGGUCUCUAACAGGGUUCAUCAGAGUCAUAGUACAUAUGAUCAGAAUGAUAUCAGAAUAUCCAUUACAUUAAAUAGGGACGUUAACUUUGGCCUGUGAUGCAAUAAAUGUCAUGACACGCAAAUAAAAAGUAUUGCAUAAUUCCCCUGUAGGUUGUACAAUGUGACCCAAAGUUGACAUAUUCAAUGUUGGGUUUAAUCGCAUGAACAUGCCAAUAGUGCUUCAUUGUCAUAGCGCCACCAGCUGGCAACAGGAAGCAUGACUUAUAAACUAAUCAUGUUAAUAAGCCCCUUAGUGGGUUACUCAGGUUCAUACCAAACUUGGUCAACAUGAUGUCAGGAUGUACAUGAUGCAAAAGUGCACAGGUAAUGCUGAUCUACUGAAUGGUGUUGCCAUGGUGAGGCAAUAAAUUUAUUUGAUUAACUCAAAUUAAUUGUGAUGAUGCUCAAACAGAAAGUGUGGUAUACAUUCCACUGUAGGUCAUGUGAUUGAGCUCAAAUUUUACACGUAGAGUGUGAUGAAAAUGCUUGCAUUCUUUUCUAAUUGAAUACAACAAUUUUUUGUUAAAUUAUAUUAUUGACAACAACUUGAGUGAAACUCUUAGAAAUAUCUACAUGAAAUUCAGAGUUUCUUUAUAUUUGGUAUGUCCCCUUUUUUGCUUUAAUGACAGUGUGCACUCGAGCUGAUAUGGACUCCAUAAGUUUGUGCAAAACCUUAUGAUCCAUUUUUGAUCAAAUCCAUUGGAGUGUCUUCUCGCUUCAAUAGAAGUGAGUAGGUAUGAGGAAAAUCUGGCCUUAACAGUUAACAUGGUCAAUAUCACAAAUUAAAUUUAAAUAAGGACCUAGAAAUAGUGCAGAAUAUUGAAGAUUAAAUAUUCAAAAUAUUGAAUAUUAACUUUCUGUGUUUUAAAUAUUUCAAAAUUCUAAAACCUUCUGUUUAUUUUCAAUUUUAAUUGAAAACAUUUCAGAAAAUGUUUUAUGUGGUCUCAGACUUUUGGACCCCACUGUGUGUCCAGUGAUGUGACAUAAUAACAUCCAAUACUGGCUCAUGAAACACUGCUGCACCCUUGUUGCCUGGGCCCACCAAUUGCUGCUUGUUUCAUUAAUGUUUCUAUAGUAAUAACUAUUUCACAGGGACUUGUAUUGUGUCCAUUCCACAUAAUCUAACAGUAAACAGACUGAUUUUUUUAAGUCAAGAAAAAAACAUAAUUGUUGAUAUGAUGAAGCUUUCAGCUACACUCAGAAGCAAAGCUGUUCCUUUAGAUUUUCUGAUCGAUUUUAUGAUGAUUUUUCUGAUCGAUUGUAUAUGAAAGUCUAAAGAGGGUGUGAUGUGGUUUCUCACUAACAAGGGGUCUACAUUUUUUACUUCAAGAAAAAUUAAGGAUAACAACUGUUUACUGCUGUAACCACAGGAAACUUGCUUCACAGAAGUUCCAAUACAACUGAUAAAAGGAAAAAAAAAAAGUAUGACAUAUCAGUGUUCACUAAAUUACCAAUUACAAUCAUUGACAAAAUGAUAUGAAAUAAACACAUUGGGGAGUGGUGUUAUAGGAAAAUAUUGAACUUUGAGGUGGUAACAGUAACUCCAGUCGGAUUUCCUACUUAAUACUAGCUAGCAUUUGAACAGAACAGAUAACUUAUCUUCAAAAAUGUCAUUGUAACUUAAUAUCUUUAACGCCUUUUCUUUCUUGCGUGAAGAAGCCACGGUACAUGCCUACACAACGUGGUGGCCAUCGUUAUUUAAGGGAGGUCUUGCAAACAAUGUGUAUGCAGAGCCAUUGUGAAAAAAAUCAGUGUUCUUUGCUAACAGGAAAUGAAAUUUCUAAUAAAGGUGAAUAUGGAGGUGUUGUAUGGACAGAGACUAUUGUCCUUUAGUAGUCACAACUGAGUUGUUUUUUUCUUACUUGUUAUGGAUAAAAAAAUAAUUAAAAAAAAAACGAUAGUAUACAGGUGAAGAGAGGUGACUUUAAAAAAAAAGUCUAUUUUAUUUAUAUGUAUAUCACUUUUUAGAAUGGACAUUAUCUCAAAGCAGCUUUACAGAAACAUGUAAUUACAGGAUACAGAUUUUAAAAGCGUGAAUUUAUCUCAUCCAUGAAACCAUGAAGGACAGAAAUGGGACAGGCUCCAUUUUAAGUCAGGAAAAUAGUGCCUUAUCCCUGUGUCUGUGCUAAGAGGCAGUUAUGCAUGCUUGUUGUUGGACCGAAAUGGGUUUGAAAAUCCCACUGCCCACAGACAGAUUUUUAUGAGUCUAAUAUGUCUAUAUGUCAUAUAAUAAUGGUCAUCAUUCUAUUUUAUUAUAAAAAAGCAACCUGUAAUCUGUUUAUAUUUUGAAUACGAGUAAUUAAGAGUGUGAAAAUGUAAGAAAGAAAGAAAGAAAGCCAGGAAAUAAAAUAUUUUUUUAAAGACUAAAAGAAAGAAAGAAAAUCCACUACAUUAGUCAGAUGUCUAGCCCUUGGCUUUUUGCCAAGCUCCUCUUAGCGUUAGUUUAGAGAGCACACACAUCCUCAUUCUCUCACACAGCAUGGAGAAACUGAGCAAGAUCACUGUUCCGGCCAGUGAGAAACUCCGGCAAAUCCAAAAAAUAGUUCAGGACAUCAAAAAGAACGACGACAGCAUUUUCAACCGAUUAAAACGGUUCCAAACUGAGCAAACAGCCAAUAUUCUCAAAACUGGCAGAAAUACAAUAGACAGACUAAAAAACAAAGGACCUCCAAAAGUACCUGCUCGAGACUACCCUGGUGAAAACCAGGACUCUGAAGAGUCAUCUGAUUCAGAAUUUGACAAUGACCUGUAUGAGGAACCACAGGGUGAUUACAACUAUGAGCCUCCCCCUAGUGAGAAAGUCUUCACUCCUCCCCGAUCGGUCAACUACACUGGAGGAGAAUACCUAGACACACGUCCUGGUCGAAAAACACAAACUAAACCGAUGAAGCCCUUCCUACCGAUCAAACCUCCAAUUCCAGAGAAGCCUAAGCAACCAGCAAAGUAUGACGAUGACUAUAUUCAUCCUGAAGACGAUACAGACGAUAACUAUAUUGACCCUUCUGAUAAAGAUCACCAAGGAAUGCAAUCAGCACGCUCAUACAGUCCAGAUGUCUAUGAAGUUCCUGACCAGGACAAUUCUCCAUCCAUCAGCAGGUGCAGCCAAAAGCUACAACCCCCUGCACUACAGCUGCCCCCUAAGCCAAGUCCCAGAAUUAAUAUUAAGAAGCCAGCUGUCUGUCCAGAGUCAGAGGAUGAGGAUGACUAUGAAAUGUGUAUUGAUGAUGGCAGUUUGACAGAAGAGCAGGAGAAGAAGCCUGUCGAAAACAAACGGCCAUCUAUCCCUGUCCCCCUGCCAAGAGAAGUGAAGAAUCCAAAACCCCUACCUUUCCAGAAACCAAGCAUUCCAUCUAGAGACCACGAAGCUCGGGAUCCCGCUCCCACUGUGGUCUCUCCACCCACUACAGGAUUUCAUCUUGUAAACAGGUCUCUGCAGCGUGACAACCACUGCCAGAAGUCUCCACCAGGGAGAGGAAGCUUAUCUCAGGAGGACAGUGCCACUAGGCAGCAAGAGGAGGAGGCUGGUGUGUAUAAGAAGCCGUGGUAUGCCAGUAUCUGUGACCGCAAAACAGCAGAGGAAGCACUCAUCCGUUCAGCCAAGGAUGGUUCUUACCUGGUGAGGAAGAGCUCAGGUGUGGAUGCCCUUCAGCCCUACACUUUAGUUGUAUUCUACAAUGGACGGGUUUACAACAUCCCGGUGCGCUAUAUUCCCACCACAAAGCAGUACGCCCUGGGCAAGCAGAAGAACAGAGAGGAGCGCUUCAACACGGUCUCUGAAAUCAUCGAGAACCACCAAAAGAACACACUUGUAUUGGUGGACAUGCAAAGCAACACAAAAGAUAGCACUAAUCUGAGGCACGCUGUAAAGCCGUGACUCGAUUCCACUGCGACGGCUCAGCAGCACACAACUUCCUGCACUGUCACGAUCCACCAGAACAUCUAGGAACAAACCGUCUGGUGAAGACAGCAAAAAAAUGUGCCAUUUUUGCUGGCAUGCUAUGGGAUAAUAAUAAAUUAUUAGAUAAAUAAUACUGAUCAAAAUGUUGCUCAUACUGACAACUGGCUUGUAAAAGUGUGUAAAGUAUUCGUACAUAAGCUGUAUUUAAUGCACUCAGAUAGUGUAUUUUUCUUAAACUCAAUACAAGACAAUUUAUUCAAAUAUUUUGAACCAUCUGAAACAUUUAAUUAUAAUCACUGAGACACAAGAUGAAAGUGGAAACUGAAUUACUUUAUUUCUAGUGUACACAUACAUUUCAAGUUAUGGGCAAUCCAAGUUUGAACACUUCUCAAAUUUCUGGUUUGUAAACAUACAUUGGUACUCAAACGAAACAGCGUUUCAGUGUCACAUUUCUUUAUCAUAUAUCUGAAACUGCGUGACGUCUCCACACAGCACACAUCACAAGACGUAACAGAGUCUUAAGGGAAGGCACUUGUUUAUGUAGUACAUGACUUAGGAAUAUUUUUCUUUUCUUUCGUUUUUUUUUUUUACAUUUUUACAAGUUUUUAAAUAAAACAUAAUAAUAAUAAUAAUAAUAAUAAUAAUAAUAAUAAUAAUAAUAAUAAUAAUAAUAAUAAUAAAGGGAAAAAAACAGGCUUGUGUCAUAUAAAAGAGGUAUGAAUGGAAGUGGGACCUGACUUGGGCUGGACCGUGGAAUGCAAGCUGAAGUGAUUGCAUUAUUUAAAUAUUAUAAUGUAAAUAUUUAUGGCAUUUUUGGCAGAGACCUUUAUCCAGAGCAACUUACAUUUAUCUCAUUUAUACAACUGAGCAACUGAGGAUUAAGGGCCUUGCCCAAGGGCCCGACAGUGGUAGCCUGGCAGUGCUGGGGCUUGAACUCCUGACCUUCUGAUCAGUAACCCAGAGCCUUUAACCAAUGAGCUGCCACUGCCCCAGUGCUACAAUUAAUAACCACUCCAUCACAAACUGUCCCGUCAGUCCAUUAAUAAUAUAACUAGAAGUAACAAAAUUUGUCUCUUGUUGCAACACUUUCAGAGAUGAAUAAAUACAACAAAAAUGUUUCACAAAUAAGAGAUGUACACAGAUCACUCCUUCAAUAGAAAUAUACAAAUGGAGUUGAAAUAGACUUCAGUCAAUGAGAACACUGAUGCUGCUACAAAUCAGGAAUGAUGAAAUCUUUCUAACUGCAGCGUCCUGAAUUCAGUUGAACCGCUAUUGCAUGUGGACAUAAAAGACAAUGAUAACAUUAUAGAGAAAUGCUGUAGUCGCUAAAUAUCACAAUUCCAGAGUCUUUGUCAAAUUUGAUUGCGAUCUCACAGCAAAAUGUACAUCUGUUCAGGUUACAUAACAAAUAGCAAAGACCUCAAAUGCAGUUGUGUUUGUCCAAAUGAAUAAAUAAUUCUGUCUUUGUAAA